Messenger RNA from Strongylocentrotus purpuratus (purple sea urchin), 636 nucleotides. RefSeq lists its product as uncharacterized. The transcript has 4 exons. NCBI's taxonomy places the organism in Eukaryota, Metazoa, Echinodermata, Echinoidea, Camarodonta, Strongylocentrotidae. The record is from RefSeq and is a predicted model, not a curated record. The coding region runs from base 1 to 636 and encodes 211 amino acids.
AUGGAGCUUGAGAUCAGUUCAUCUGCUUCAUUAGAAACUGUUCGUGCUGUCUUAUAUGGUGACGUCAUACCGGAACCGAUAACCUUCACAUCAGACUAUGUUCUCAUUCGGUUCAGCAGCCGAACGUACUACAUCCCUGAUAUCACCACAGGAUUCAAAGCUCAUCUAUACGCUGACUGUGAAUCAGGUGUUUCAUCUGCUACGACCACCGGGCAGCCAAGCGAGGGAACCGCUGCCACUCAGCCAACUACCGUCAAUGCUACAACACCAGUCUCAUCACGUAACUCCAUGGUCCCAUCUACACCAUCUGCAGUAGUUCCCAUACAGCAGAAUGUAACGAAUGGUACAACGGGUGAGCUUCUCCGCCGCUCCUACGCCAUCACAGACCGGGGAAUGGUGCAGAUGUUCCGUGAGUGGGUUGAUGUACAGGGCCAGGGCGCCCCCAACGAUUUCUGCAGGGUCGUGCGCACCGAUGGAAAGUCAUUCCUUUCAUGUCUUCUCGCUGGAUCUGAAGAAGAUGAUUUACUAGCCUAUACUUCCCCCAACCCCUCCGUAGAAUGGUUUGAUCCAGGUUAUUCCAAUACAUGGUACAUGAAGGAUGAGGAUAAUGAUGGGCGAGACGACUAUUGCAGGUAA